Molecule: messenger RNA, 1526 nt
Organism: Oncorhynchus tshawytscha (Chinook salmon)
Lineage: Eukaryota; Metazoa; Chordata; Actinopteri; Salmoniformes; Salmonidae
Product: zinc finger protein 609
Exons: 3
Coding region: 528-1505 (325 amino acids)
Biological process (GO): regulation of transcription by RNA polymerase II
Cellular component (GO): nucleus
Source: RefSeq, a predicted model, not a curated record
UGUUGGUUACGUUGUAUCAAUCUCCAGUAUAGGAGGGUACUAACAACCAGCAAGAUACAGAUACAUAGAAAGCAGAGGAAUUAACCCAGGGAGGAAAUCUGUUCAAUGUUGGAUUUACUGUACAGGAGACCAAAGGGAAAUAUUAAAUCCUUGAAUGAUUCGAGAUUUAACCUAAAAAUGACCGCCCGAGCCGGUAUUUUCGAUUUGGAACGGGAUCUCAAAGUGUGAUGGCAGCAGUCCAGUGAAUUGCUGGCCUCUCCUUUUCCUUGCCGUUGGAUUUCUUGGGGAGUGCAUUGGUCUGUGGUUAUUUUGACAGAUUUUUGUUGUCAUUCUCGUCAAUUACUUUUACUCUUUCUAUCUAUGGAGUGUACGUAAUCCGUCGUUGUACUGGGGUUUUCACACGGGGGCAAAAUGUGGGUAAAUAGGAAGGGGAUACCUAGACCCUAAGGAUUCUCUCAACCCAGUCCCCCAGCAGUCAGAGAAGGUGGCGGACCUCAUUGAGGCAAACCUGGGCCGUUGGCACUAAAAUGUCCUUAAGUAGUGGCACUGCAGGCGGGAAAGGUGUGGACUCGAAUGCGGUGGACACUUACGACAGCGGUGAUGAGUGGGACAUCGGUGUAGGAAAUCUGAUUAUCGACCUUGACGCUGACUUAGAAAAGGACAAACUUGAGAUGUCUGGAACCAAGGACGGAGGGGGUAUGACGGCUCCGCCCACUGCUGUUGCAGCUUUGCCUGACAACAUCCGAUUUGUUAGUCCUGUACCUGGCCCUCAAGGCAAGGAGAGUAAAUCUAAAUCCAAACGCAGCAAAAACUCUAAAGACAAUAGUAGCAAGGUCUCAGCUGGAGAUGGGACCAAGAAAGAAGGGCAGACGCGAACCCAAGGGGAACCAACCAACACUGGUGCUACUGCAGGAGCCACUAGCAACAAUUCCACUACUGGCAAAGGAAUGGAGAAGGGUGGCAAAGUCUCUCGGAACAGUGGUAAAAAAGACAAGGAAGGGGCAAGUGGGAAAAGUAAGAAGGAGAAAAGCGAGGGAGUGCCAGUGGUGGUAAUAGCUGCCACUGAAAAGGAGGUGGUUUCUCAAGUAGCUUUGGGGGUUAACCGUAGUGCCCCCUUUGAGAACACACAAUCUACAGACUUGGUAGGGGACGAUCAGUUGGGGAAUAUUGCACUCGAGUCUGUUGGGAUAGUUCCAGCAUUGACAAUUAAAACUGAACCACAGGAGCUGGACAAUAUAGAAUGCAGAACAUUGAAGAAAGUGAAAAAUGAAAAGAUGGAAUCUCCUGUCUCCACACCGGCCCCUCCCGCCCUCCACCUCCUGGCCGCCGUGGGCGACAACAUCGCGUCCCCGUGCGAGCAGAUAAUGGUGCGCACGCGCUCGGUGGCGUCCAACACAUCAGACGCGUCCCUGGCCACGGAGCCUGAUUGCCUUGGUCCCUGCGAGCCCGGGACUAGUGUCAACCUGGAGGGCAUUGUGUGGCAAGAGACCGAAGACGGUGAGUAGGCUAACAUUAGCCACUGCAUA